Molecule: messenger RNA, 1143 nt
Organism: Perkinsus marinus ATCC 50983
Lineage: Eukaryota; Perkinsozoa; Perkinsida; Perkinsidae
Exons: 9
Coding region: 1-1143 (380 amino acids)
Biological process (GO): 7-methylguanosine mRNA capping
Cellular component (GO): cytoplasm; nucleus
Molecular function (GO): methyltransferase cap1 activity
Source: RefSeq, a predicted model, not a curated record
AUGCUCAAAACUGAUAUCAUAAAGCACCUUUACGAAUUCCCUCGCGCUGAGAACCCUGAUAGAGACUUCAUGCGGAACCUACCACACUCCGCUGAACCAUGUGAGAAAUGCAAGAUGGAGAAGAAACAGUGCAUCUGUGACACAGCGAAUACACUGGGGGCGACUUCCCAUCCUCGGAAUGCAGGAAUACCCGAUACGGUGAAGGAGGCUAAGAGGAAGCUUAACGAGACCAAGUGCCAGCUGGACGGUCUCGACUUGGAGUCGUGGAAACCUCAUACGAGGAGCACACUCGUUACGUCGUUUGUGGUACGGGAAGUGAGAAAUUAUUCCCAGGCGGAGCUGUGUACGAACGCCUGGUGUAAGAUGAUGGAGAUGCUGGAGGCCAUGCCUCUCGUGCCCAAAGAGGUCUGUAAGAGUGAAGAGGAGGGAGGCGAUGGUGGAGUAGAUGGCAAUAUAAGGACCAUGCAUCUUUGUGAGUGCCCUGGAGGAUUCAUAUCUGCUACCAAUCACCACCUAAGAACUAAGCAUCCGAGGAUGAAGAACUGGCAGUGGAUGGCUAUAACGUUGAAUCCGUACUUUGAAGGGAACAGUCUGACAGCAAUGAUUGACGAUGACGCCUUUUAUCGAGAGACUUAUCUCAAGUGGAGCACUGGGGUCGAUGAUAGCGGCAACAUUAUGGCGUAUAGGAAUGUUCGAGAUUUGGUUGAGAGGGCACAGAGGAAACAGCAAGUGUGCGAUAUAGUCACGGCAGAUGGCUCUGUGGAUUCACAGUUCGAUGCAAACAACCAGGAACGGAUCACGACUCGACUGCAUUUCUCGGAGUUGGUGGCAGCACUCGGCCUUUUACGUACUGGAGGAUCGCUGGUGUUGAAAAUGUUCACACUGUUUGAGCCCUCCUCUAAGGCUAUCAUCUGGCUGGUCCGAGCUAUGUUUGAUCGAUGUAUAGUGUGCAAACCGGAGAUGAGUAAACCUGGGAAUUCGGAGGUUUAUGUAGUCGGCCUUGGUUUUGGUUUUAUCCGUUCGGCAGUGCUGAACCGUCUGAUGGCGCUGAUGGAGGAUGACGCCUUGUGGGCUGGCAUUGAGGCGGGUGAUGACGAGCUGAUCGAGAGGGCUAUUGUGCCGGGUGAGAAGGACGCCUUCUAG